AUGUCUCGAAGACCAGAGAGGGAGCGAGUCUUCUCCCGCCUGGGGAACCCUUUCCUCCAGAAGAAACUUCCAGAGGCACAACUGCACUCCGGUGCCUACAGUGGCCUCGGCACCGUGAGCUGUGGUGGAGAUGUCAUCUGCGAACCCGGCCCCCUGGAGUCCCCGACCGAAGCAGACAAUUCAGAUCCCGAAUUGGAGGAAGUCUCCGUGGAGGACCUUCUCGCCACUCCCCCUCCGAACAAGGAACCCGGGUGGACUCGCCGUAGGGUUUGGACAGCCCUCCAAGAACAUGGGACGAGUGCAGAGGAUGAGAUCGAAUCCCAGGAUGGCACAUACAAAUACAUGCCGCUCAGUCUGGAACUAAUUGGAAUGGAUAACGACCAGGAACUAGGCCUGGCUUUCAACCAGGGUGAAGACCUGGAAGUGAAUAAAGAGGAUUCGGAGUCAGAGUCUGCAGCGAUGAACUUGGUGGCAGCGGAGCAGGAAGUGUCCCAGUACCCGGGAGGCGAGGACGGCACUGGAAGUGGAGAUGUAGGGAACACAUAUUGCAUGCUGCUCCGGGCCCCGGGCCCUCGACUGGGCGAGAACAUGGAGGCGUACGUGCUGCGGCCCGCGCUCCGGGGCCACACUGUUCAAUGCCGCAUCAACCGGGACAAACACGGCGUAGACAAGGGAAUGUUUCCCUUCUAUUACCUGUACCAAGAGGCAGCGGACGGCCGGAAGCACUUCCUUCUGGCUGGGCGUAAGAGGAAAAGGAGCAAAACCUCUAAUUACCUCAUCUCCUUGGACCCCACAGACCUGUCUCGGGAUGGGGACCACUUUGUGGGCAAAGUCAGAUCCAAUAUCUUGGGCACCAAGUUCACCAUCUUUGACAACGGAGUAAACCCUGACCGGAAGAAUUCCGGCCCGGAGGCUGCUCGGAUCAGAGAGGAGCUGGGGGCUGUGUGUUAUAAGACCAACGUCUUGGGAUUCCGGGGACCCCGGAAGAUGACCGUGAUCAUCCCAGGAUUCGAUGGCCAGAACCGGAGAAUCAAGUUCCAGCCACAAAAUGAACAGGAGUCGUUACUGAGUCGCCUCCAACGGGGAGCCAAUCAGGGGCUGUUACUACUGCAAAACAAAGCCCCAUCAUGGAGCGAAGAGAGCGGCGCCUACGUGCUCAAUUUCCACGGUCGCGUCACUCGGGCUUCGGUGAAGAACUUCCAGAUCGUGCAUCCGGAUGACCCCGAGUACCUGGUGCUUCAGUUCGGCCGCGUGGCCCAAGACUCGUUCACCAUGGACUUCCGCUUCCCGCUUUGUCCGCUCCAAGCUUUCGCCAUCUGCUUGUCCAGCUUUGAUGGGAAGCUGGCGUGUGAGUAA
Molecule: messenger RNA, 1356 nt
Organism: Orycteropus afer afer
Lineage: Eukaryota; Metazoa; Chordata; Mammalia; Tubulidentata; Orycteropodidae
Gene: TULP2
Product: TUB like protein 2
Exons: 10
Coding region: 1-1356 (451 amino acids)
Biological process (GO): protein localization to cilium
Cellular component (GO): cilium
Source: RefSeq, a predicted model, not a curated record